ACCAGAUUGCUUACUUUGGAUUCCAAAAAAGCUGAAGACAGAGGACAUGGACAUCAUUGUCUCUAUCGUAAAUGAUAUUUUGAGCAAGUUAGUGGAUGCAACAAUACAUGAAGCUUCUUAUUCUUGCUACUUCAACAAGUACGUCAAAGAGCUUGAAACAAAGAAAACAAAGUUGCAAUCCAAAAUAGGAGAUGUUCUUCAACGAGUUAAAGAGGAUAAGAAGCAUACAAGGAGUGUUGUUAAAGAAGUUGAGAAAUGGCUGUGUGAAGCGGACUCUUUGGUGGCAAAAGCGGUGCAACUAGAAAUAAAGAUAAAGAACAAAAACAAGACAUCUUGUUUUAAGUAUUUUCCUAAUCUGAUCAAGCAUUACACUCUUGCUAAACAACUUGAAGGGAAGAUCAAUGAAAUUAAAGGGCAUUGCAAUAUUGCAUUACUAGAAUUUUCUCGAUUUGACCCACUUGAUGGCAUGAGAUAUUAUUCUUUUGAAAGUUUUGUACCCUUUGAGAGCAGACAGGCGGCAUAUGAUGAACUUUUGGAGGCACUUAAAGAUAAGCAUGUGAACUUGAUUGGAUUGUAUGGUAUGGGGGGAUGUGGGAAAACGACCUUGGUUAAAGAAGUGGGGAAAGAAGUAGAAAAGUUUUUCAAUAAAGUUAUCUUUGUUGUUGUGUCUAAUAUCUUUGAAGUCAAAAGAAUUCAAGAAAAUAUAGCAAGCCAACUUACUAAUCUUGAAUUCAAGAAAAUAUAGCAAGCCAACAAGAGAGGGCCAAGCGAUUAUCCAUGAGAUUAGGGAGUGGGGAAAUGUUCCUGAUUAUUCUAGAUGAUGUAUGGAAGAAGCUUGAUUUUGAGGCCAUAGGGAUUCCUCUUGUAGAAGAUAAAAAAAAAGUUAUUGCACUGUACUUAUAACUACUCAAAAAGUUCAAGUAUGUAGAUUGAUGAAUUGCAAAACAAGAAUUCCCUUAAAGGAAUUAGAAGAGGUUGAAGCAUGGAAGCUCUUUCAAAUGUAUUCAAGGACAUUUGAUGGUGACACUACUAGUCCCUUAAAGAGAUUGGCACAAGAAAUUACAAAAGAAUAUGGUGGUUUACCUGUUGCUAUUACUGUUGUAGCCAGCACUUUAAAGGAAAACCUUAAUAUGAGUGGGAGGAAGCAUCAAGAACACUAAAAGAUUCAAUCCUUCUUGAUUUUGAUGAUGAGGGAUUAAGAAAUCCUUACUCAUGUCUUCAGUUCAGUUAUGAAAAUCUAAAAGAUGAAGUAGCCACGUCAAUCUUCUUAUUGUGCUCUGUAUUUCCUGAAGAUUAUGCAAUUCUAAUAGAGAAAUUAACCAAGUUCAGAGUAGGGCUUGGUCUUGUAUUGGAAGAAGUUGACUCUUAUCAAAGGACAAGAAACCAAGUGAUCAUUAAAGGCAGAGAUAGGCUCAUAGAUUCUUGUUUGUUGCUAAAAGUUGAUGAUGGAAAUAGUCAUGUCAAAAUGCAUGAUUUGGUUCAUGAUGUAGCCUUAUGGAUUUCAAAGAAGGAGAUUAGAUUGAUUAAUAGGGAAAAUAAAAGAAAAAAAGUAUUGAAGGAUGAUAGUGUAAGAUAUUUAUGGUUUGAUGACAUGGAGUCAUUUUCUCAUAAGUUAGAUUGCCCUAAACUUGAGUUUCCUUGUAUAUGCAUAAAAAAAACUAUGCUAUUGAACUAACAAAUGUUUUUCUCAAAUAUAAGGAGAAGCUUUGAGUUUUGAUUUUUGAAUGUAAAGUAUUUUCAUGGAAUCAAAAAACAAAAAUCCUACAAUUCUCAAAGUCAGUCCAUUUGAUAAAUAAUCUUAGUUGCCUAUUCUUGGACAAUUGG
Prosopis cineraria is the source of this 1824-nucleotide messenger RNA. Its product is annotated as putative disease resistance protein At5g05400. Bases 47 to 745 code for a protein of 232 amino acids. Gene Ontology annotation, molecular function: ADP binding. NCBI's taxonomy places the organism in Eukaryota, Viridiplantae, Streptophyta, Magnoliopsida, Fabales, Fabaceae. The record is from RefSeq and is a predicted model, not a curated record. The transcript has 3 exons.